AUGAGGAUCGUGCUGCUGGGAAACAGAGCUGCUGGGAAGAGUUCAUCAGGAAACACCAUCCUUGGCCGAGAAGAGUUUGACACCUCAGAAAGAACAGCAGAGUGUGUGAAAAGAAACGGGGAAACAGCAGGGAAAAACAUCACUGUAGUUGAGGCACCAGGAUGGUGUAAGGACUGCACUGUAGAGCAAACUCCUGAACGUGAUAUACGAGAAAUUGUCCUCAGUGUGUCCCUGUGUCCUCCAGGACCCCAUGCAAUACUCCUGGUCAUUAAUGUGAGUCACACAUUCACAGAGACUCACAGAAGAGCAGUGCAGGAACACAUGGAGCUGCUGGGUGAGAGAGUCUGGAGUCACACUAUAGUGCUGUUCACAUGGGGAAUCUGGUUAGGAGACACAACCAUUGAGCAACACAUUGAGAGUGAAGGAGAGGCUCUGCAGUGGGUUGUAGAGAAAUGUGGGAACAGAUAUCAUGUUGUAGAGAAUGAGAAGAGUGAGGGUGGACAGGUGACAGAGCUUCUGGAGAAGAUAGAGGAGAUGGUGGCAGGAAACAGGGGCUAUCCAUUUGACAUUAACAUAAAUCUGUCUGAGAAACUACAUGAGAAUAAGAAGAAAGACGUGAAAAGAGCAACAAAAAGGCAUAUGAAGGUACAGAAGAAGAGGCAAAGUCUCAGAUCAUUAGCAGGUGGAGUUCCACACAUUUCUGACAUGAAGAUUGUGCUCCUGGGAAACCAAUUUGCUGGGAAGAGUUCAUCAGGAAACACCAUCCUGGGCCGAGAGGACCCCAUGCAAUACUCCUGGUCAUUCAUGUGA
Molecule: messenger RNA, 810 nt
Organism: Sardina pilchardus (European sardine)
Lineage: Eukaryota; Metazoa; Chordata; Actinopteri; Clupeiformes; Clupeidae
Product: GTPase IMAP family member 9-like
Exons: 3
Coding region: 1-810 (269 amino acids)
Molecular function (GO): GTP binding
Source: RefSeq, a predicted model, not a curated record